Messenger RNA from Saccostrea echinata, 1649 nucleotides. Its product is annotated as fibroleukin-like. The transcript is spliced from 6 exons. The record is from RefSeq and is a predicted model, not a curated record. The coding region runs from base 1 to 1248 and encodes 415 amino acids. Lineage: Eukaryota; Metazoa; Mollusca; Bivalvia; Ostreida; Ostreidae.
AUGCCACAAGUCAGAACGGGGUCCUUGUUAACCGGUACGUAUGAUCCGAACUCUACGGCUUUGAUCAAUGAAAGACGUGACAUCAAGGAAAUCGACGUUCUUCGGCAGAUCAUCAACCAGGAAACUCUCAUCCGUUUAGCCGUGCUCAAGGAUGUAAAGACAGUAGUGGACGACAUUAGUUAUUUGAGGCGAAGCGUGGCGUCUACAGAAACGAUGUCCUCCUCUCUACAGCAGGCCCUAAAUACAUUGAAAAGGCAGGUUGAUUCUCUCAGGCAGGACAAGACCGGAGCGCAGAAAGCAGAAAUAUUACAAAGACAAGUUGAUACUCUUAGAAGAGAGAACAAAGUUUUAGCAGAGAGAAUAGAAAAUUUGGAAAGACAGAUUGAAAUAAAUAAGAGUAACGCUUUACAGCAAAGUGUAGAAACAUUGACAACACAGGUGAAUUCUUUAAGUCGGGAACAGAGAAGAGAAAACAAGAACAUUGCACUGAAUUGCGAGAACAAGAUUCAAGAAACUGAGCAGAAGUUUAAUAGAAACAUCGCCGAGCUGAUAAAUAACAUAACAUUGCAAACCGUGAAGAAAGGUUCAAAAAUAAAGGAUUGUAAGGACCAUUAUCUACAUGGACAGACACAGUCUGGUGUUUUUGAAAUACAUCCCUUUCAUAACGAGAUCCAGGUCAGCUUGUACUGUGAUAUGGAAACUGAAGGCGGAGGGUGGACAGCAAUCCAGAAACGGGUGAGUGGAUCCGAGAGUUUUUACAAAACGUGGGAGGAAUACAAAAAUGGGUUUGGAACCCCUAAUGACUCCUACUGGAUAGGAAAUGACGUCAUACACCAGCUUACCAAGGGAAGCAACUCAUCUCUCUACGUCUCUAUUACAUUAAGAAAUGGUACAACUUUAUAUGAACUAUAUCACCAGUUUUCCAUUUCUGAUGAAACGGACAACUACAAACUUUUUCUUGGAGGACCAGCUACCGGAACCUUAGGUGACAGUAUGUUAGACACUGGGGAUUCUGCCCGUGAUUUGUCUGCAAUGUCAUUCAGUACACCAAACAGAGAUAAUGACAGGUGGGAUGGUGGUAACUGUGCUGCUGUCAUUAUCAUGAGAGCAGCCUGGUGCUAUAACGCCUGUCACUACGCCUUCCUUAACGGUCGCUGGAACCCGGCCCACUGGUGGGGACCUUGGUAUCCUACAGUAAGGAGGGGGAAAACUGUGAGGGGGACGCUGAUGAUGAUAAAACGUCACUAGAUGCAGAUUAAUAAACAAAAGAAAUGGAUCUAUAAUGCAAAUUAGAAUACAAUUAUAAACCCCCACAGACAAAAAAUGGCUAAUUCAAUAGAAUUAUUAUAAGUCACUGAUAAGCACUGUUCCUGAAAUAGACAUUUUCAUUUAUAUUUAUGUUUGUGUUCUAUGAUUUCCAAGUUUUUAUAAAUGAUGCGUGUUGUCUCGAUAUGAAGAUUAUCUAAUCAAGUAAUACAUGUUGUAUAAAUGCAAUGGUUUGCACAUAGAGUAGGCCUUUCAACUAAUUUUUCAAGUUGAACAUACGGUAAAAAACAUUUGAUAGAUAGAUUUGUAGGUACGUGAAAUUAACCAAAAAAGAUUAUAUCCUAUACAUACCUUUAACUAAAUCAUAAAACAGUUAUUAAUAA